Molecule: messenger RNA, 2592 nt
Organism: Exophiala bonariae
Lineage: Eukaryota; Fungi; Ascomycota; Eurotiomycetes; Chaetothyriales; Herpotrichiellaceae
Exons: 1
Coding region: 1-2592 (863 amino acids)
Biological process (GO): amine metabolic process
Cellular component (GO): plasma membrane
Molecular function (GO): quinone binding; primary methylamine oxidase activity; copper ion binding
Source: RefSeq, a predicted model, not a curated record
AUGACCAAAACUCGCCAUUCACACCUGUAUGGCACCAUCAUCACGACAGCAGUCGUGGUCUUUAUUAGCAUCGGCUAUCUCCUAGCACCAUGGUUUCAUCAGCUCUCCUCCGUUGAUCCACAAGGAAUAUCAAUAGCAGCCUUCCGACAUGCACGCAAGCAGUUCAAAGCACCGGCGAAGAACCCAUGGGCUGAGAUCGACGAGGGGGAAGCGGCACAGAUCCACUCUCUGGUCCAGCAGUCCGUAAACUUGACCGACUCGCUCAACGGCGUCGGUGCUGGUGACAAGAAAGUCAUCUAUCGGAUUGAGACCCUUCGUCCCAACAAGACCGAUGUCGUGGACUAUCUCGACAACAAUGGCCCUCAACCGGAACGAUGGGCGCGGGUUGCCAUGCUCGAGUUUCGUCACAAUGAUGCCUUCAACGUCGACUACAUGGUGGGCCCUCUCCCAAUAACAAACGCAACCAGUAUGCUCCCACUGAGCUACUGCUACAACUCCGGAAAGAACUGGGUUCAGAUGCCUCUUUCCGACGGUCUAGACCUGAUGGCUUGGGCACUUAAGAUCGGCGAGCGUGUGACAGACAUCACACAGGAUCUACUAGGCGCGACCGUGAACGCUCUCGACCCAUCUGACCCAGACGCGCUCGUUAUGGGAUGGAGGCCCGCCCUGAUCGAAUCAGGUCGCAUGGUGCACUGGCUUGAGUUUUUCGGGCCAGGCAUGAAGUCCGAUGGGCGGACAUUGCUUCCUCAGGGGCUGUAUGUCAAGUUCGACACGCCGUCCACGAACCACCAAGACUGGGUUGUGGGCCAGUGGUUCUACAACGGCCUCCUAUACGACAACGACACAGUCCUCCGGGAAGCCAUGAGAUCCCCGACGUUUGAACGCUUGAACCUCAACCACGAUGGCGAGUGGACAGACACCGAGGACUUCGGCAGCUCAAUGGCUGAACGAGACAUGCCACCCCCCUUAUCGGUCCAGCCCUACGGCCCACGCUACCACCUCGACCGUGACGAAUCAUAUGUCUCGUGGAUGGGGUUCUCGUUCUACCUGUCAACGAACCAAGCGACAGCCCUCUCCCUCUUCGACAUCCGCUACAACUCGACACGGCUAAUCUACCAUCUCGGUCUGCAGGAAGCAUUAGCACACUAUGCCGGCACGGAGCCGCUGCAGUCCGGCUUGGAGUUUCUGGACACGUUCUUCGGCAUGGGCAGCAUGAUGUUCAGCCUCGUGCCGGGCGUCGAUUGUCCGGGGCACGCCGAGUAUCUCGACAUGUCGUACCAUAAAGGUGGGAAGAUGUAUACCAACAGAAAUGCCAUUUGUGUCUUUGAAUUCACCUCGGAUGCGCCUUUGCAGAGACAUACCUCCGCGUAUAGCGUGAGUGUCAGUAGGAAUACUUAUCUCGUUGUCCGAUCCGUCAGCACAGUGGGUAAUUAUGACUACACUAUUGAUUAUGUGUUCUACCUGGACGGCUCUAUCGAGGUAAAGGUACGGGCCAGCGGCUUCAUUUUCUCAGCCUUCCAUGCCGAACCACGUUCAUCGCUUUUGACGAGGGACGACAGCACGAGUGAAUACGGCUACCGCAUCCACCCGGCAGUGCACACCUCAAUGCACGACCACGUCAUUUCUUUCCGCGCAGAUUUCGACAUCUGCGGACCCAACAACACCCUGAUCCGUACAGCCAUCGAGCCCAUAAGCCGAAAAUACCACUGGGACGAGCCGGAAGUCCCCGGUGUCCGAAACACGAUGCACAUGGUACACUCGGCCAUCAAGCACGAAACAGGCCUCGACUGGCCCACCAACGGACGCGAAAUGUACCUGAUCACAAACACCAACGCAACCAACAAAUGGGGCGAGACCCGCGGCUACAGGAUCCUACCUGGCUCAGGCAUAUCGAAUCCGUCGCACCUGACGAUUCUGAACUCAACGGCACUGGGACGAUCCGCCGCGUGGUCCGCAUCGGACGUGUGGAUCCUGCGGAACCAUCCAGACACGGAGCCGGCGUCGGCACACCAUCUGAACUACAUGGACCCGCUGACCCCACUGGUGGACUUCGAGAAGAUGGUGAACGGCGAAAACAUCGAGGACGAGGAUCUCGUCGUCUACUUCAAUCUGGGCGGGCACCAUGUGCCGACCAGCCAGGAUGUGCCGAACACGCUGAUGCACACGAGCGCGAGUUCCGUCAUGUUCGUGCCGUUCAAUUACUUUGACGCCGAUGUCAGUCGCGCUGUUAGGCAGGGUGUCAGGAUCGAUCGACGGCCCAGCGAUAAUGAUCAUGGGACAAAGAAGAAGGAGAAGGAGAACGGCGACGGUAAAGAGGAAAUCAAAAGACCCCGUCACGUUCCUCGAGAAUCAGAGGUGGAUGGGGAAGUGGCCUACUUUGGUGCGCAUUAUACUUCGCCCCUGAAGGUCGAGCACGAGAUGCUGUCGCCUGAUCUGAGCCAUUAUCUCAAGGAGCGGGAUGAAGGGGAGGUCGGUGGGUGGAAAACGGUCCGGAAUCAUGUUGGUGGUGGCUUGCCUGGGUUGUUUGCUGGGAAGGAACGUGGGAGUCAUGGUGAGGAGGACGGCGAGGGGAGGGAGAGAUGGGAUUGGUAA